AUGCCGAACGACGUGAACACGGCACCUAGACUGCCGAAUGGUAGCCACGAGCACGCCACAGACGCACCUGACAGGAGGGGGGAUUCCAAUACUGUCUCAGUCCAAUCCCAGCAGAUCCAAUCCACUCUAGGCGAUAAUCAGUCGUUCGCAGGGAAAAGUCGUGGUAAUGAUGGAAUACCCAUCGAAGACAGCCCGAGAGAUCACCACGAAUUCGUUGACGUGACGCCCGAAGUUGACGAAACCCUGAGUUCGCGAACACUUGUUGCUGUUGGUCCUCUCGACAUCGCUCCCGACUCUUUCCACUUCUCGAAUCCAAGCGAACUGGCACUGCGAAUGCCCUAUCCAACGACGAUCAUUGAGGACACACUAAGCUUGUGCUAUCACCCCAUACACUCCGAUCAUCGGCUCCGUACCUGCGUGGCAGAAUAA
Molecule: messenger RNA, 429 nt
Organism: Diaporthe citri
Lineage: Eukaryota; Fungi; Ascomycota; Sordariomycetes; Diaporthales; Diaporthaceae
Exons: 3
Coding region: 1-429 (142 amino acids)
Source: RefSeq, a predicted model, not a curated record